AGGACACCAACUCAUUUGAUUCUCGUCAGUCGGUUCUGUAAGUCUCCAUGAUCAUAUAUGACAUGUUGCUGACACAAUUCUAGCCCUUUGCUCACCACCGCUCCAUUGCUACACCUAUUUCUUUAUUUGCUUUUCUUCAACACUUAUGAUCAUGGCUACACCUCACAAUCUCUCAAAGUCCAAUGAUACCAGCGUAUUGGGUUCGUUUCGGCAGAAACUAUUCGCCGCGACAUCACCUCUUUAUUUCCGUUCGAUGAAAUUCCUCAACCAACUUCUAACUUGGAUCAACUCAUAGUCAUGCAGAAAUGGUGGUAGAGAUCGUUAAUACCCAUUGGCUUCUUGUAAUCUAACCUUAUUUCAUUGAGGGUUUAUAUCUAAUCGGCGUUCCCCAUCUGGCCGUGGGGACCAUUUCAUUGCCGGUGGGGCGCGGUGGCGUUUCCAUUUCUGACGUAUUGUCUCGUUCAGUCAUCCUCAUGGGAGAACUAAGCUUUAUUUGCUCUGAUUUUGGGAGGACAAUUUGUAGGUGAAAGUCUGACAUCAUUGAUCAUCGCUAAUAAUAGUCCAUUUACGAACACUAAAGUAAUAUAUUAAUCAUGACGAUUGUUGUUUUACGUUAUGAGAACGUUGACAUAAUUCGUACUUUCUUUUCAUUUGUUCAUACUUAUUUGUGUAUGUGUGGAUCAGAGCAAAAAGUUUGUCUUCUCUGCGAGUGUAAUGCAGAAGAUGAACUCAUGGCUGAACAUGUGAAAACAAAUCAAGAAGCCAUAACAGAAAAGCCCGAAUCAGAAGUAGCUAUAUAUAAACAAAGAUCUAGAAGACACAUUACAAUAGAACAUGGAGAGGGCACAUAAGAGGCUAGAGUCCAAAUACACAGAAUUAACAAGGAAAAAACUUGCUAAUCUAACAGUUGAAAAUUCUCAACUUACCAAAGAUUCUGUUAAGAAAGAGGAUUUAAUUGAAACUUCAGAGUAUCAUGUUCUCAAGAGAGAGCUCAAGAUAAGAACCCUAAAUGCUGACGUGGCAAAACAAGAAACUGCAAUUCUAGAAGCUGAACGCCAGAGGCUUCGUUUGUUAGUAAAGAAGCGGGUCCCAGGACAUGGAAAGACAAAAUCAGUGGAUAAAAGUAUGAGUUUAAUGAUAAAGAAGUUAUGUGAAGUGGAAGAAGAAAACAGGAUUCUUAAAGAAAGUUUAUGUGAUAAAGAGAAUGAAAUCCGGAUUUUGAAAGAAGUUGGAAGGAAUCCAGAAGGAAAGAUUCUGGAAUUGGAAAACAAAAUUGUGUCUUUGGAAUUGGAACUUGAAAGGGUAAAUGAGUCAAAGAGAACAACCGAGGAGAAGUAUGAGGAUUUGAGAUUAAUGAAUGUUGAUCUUGAUUAUCAACUUUCUUCUUCCAAAUUCGAAAUAAAAGAAGCCUUUCGAAAACUAUCUGUUUUAGAAAUGGAGUUGGAGGACAAAAUUCAACAAUAUGAAGGACUAGAAACAACAUGUCUUGAGCUACAACUCCAAUUAGCCACUGUUUCAUGUAAGGAUGAGGUAAGUGAAGAUCUUCAUAGUGUAAGUGGCUAUGAAGGAGUAGAAGAGUUGACUAAUAACAAGAAGUUGAGGCAGCAUUCUUCUAUGUUGCCCACAAUAAAAGAAAUUUUAACCACUACAGAAACAAAAGAUCUACAUUACAACACUUGCAAUAACUUUUGUGGACUAAAGAAUGUUGCACCUCAAGCUUUGACAAUUGUACCAAGGAUGAAGCGUAGUAAAGGUACCGAAUUGCUAUGGAAGCUUCUACUUAGAAGGAAGAAGAGAGGCAACAAGAAGAAGCUUCAUAGGUUUGCUACAUACCAUAUUUAGUGUAAACAAAUGUGUUUGAGGUUAGGGUUGUGAAUAAUUGAUGUUUUAAAUGAUACUUUUGUUUACAAAUAGUCAAUAUUAGCACUUAGAGAUAAGAUAUUGUAUUCUCUUGAUUAGUUGUAUUUAGGUUAUAUUACAAGGAAGACUAACCACAUCACUUUUUAUUACAAGUCUAAGGUGAUAAGAUAAAGAUGAUAAUGAAAAACUAAUCAUAACCCUAUAUAAAUACCACUACCAAAGAAAAUGUAAUGCAACUUUUUAUCUUGAAA
Lactuca sativa (garden lettuce) is the source of this 2111-nucleotide messenger RNA. NCBI's taxonomy places the organism in Eukaryota, Viridiplantae, Streptophyta, Magnoliopsida, Asterales, Asteraceae. The record is from RefSeq and is a predicted model, not a curated record.